GCUUAGUCAGAGAAAAAAGUUUCUCUCUGGCUUAGUCAUUCUGUAGCGAGGAAUGGUGCGAGCAGUGCUAGCUCGUGCUAAUUAACAAUAUUCGUUGUGUAAUUAAUCUUGGCUGUAUUAAAUCCAGAUACUAUUAAUCAAAGAAGUUAUUUAAUUAAUUUUGAAUAACUCAAAAAUGGUUCAAGAAAAUUCGAACGAGAGCAACGAAGACAACCAUGCAAUGGAUUGCGACGCAGAUGAGUUGGCACAAAUUCAAAAAAAGGUCGUGAAAAAUGGUAAAAGUGUUAAAAGAGGAAUAAUCUAUUUGUCCACAAUUCCGAAAUAUAUGAACAUCACGAUGAUCCGAGAGAUGUUUUCUGCUUAUGGGAAAGUAGGCAGAGUAUAUCUGCAGCUAGUCGACAAUGAGACACAAUCAGUGAAACAUAAAAAGAAAACCAAGAAAGUAAUCAAGCAUUUUACUGAAGGUUGGAUAGAAUUUGAAAGUAAAAAAGUAGCAAAAUUUGUAGCAGAGACGUUAAACAAUACUCAAGUAUCCACAAGAAAGAAAAGCAAAUUCUAUGAUGUUAUGUGGAAUAUAAAGUAUUUGCCUAGAUUUAAAUGGAUUCAUUUGAGUGAACGAUUAGCAUAUGAACGCGCAGUUCAUAAGCAAAGACUUUUAACAGAGAUAGCGCAAGCUAAGAGAGAAAUUAACUUCUUCUCAUAUAAUGUAGACAGAAGUAAAAAGCUGCGUAGAAAACAUGAACAAGGGGAGGACACGACGUUUGAAUUGCCUGAAGUUAAACAAAGGGAUACUGAUAAUGAAAUAAGGAAUAAGAAAGCAAAUACACGAGUAGAAGACAGAACAGAAUUCCUUAAAUCGAUAUUUGGAUAACAUUUUUUUAAAUAAAACUGUAUGGAAGAAAAUUAUGGAAAUAACAUUCAGUAAGCAAAAAAUGUUUACAAGAGGCAGACAUAGUUCAUCACUCAUGAA
Messenger RNA from Trachymyrmex cornetzi, 970 nucleotides. RefSeq names its product activator of basal transcription 1. The transcript has 4 exons. NCBI's taxonomy places the organism in Eukaryota, Metazoa, Arthropoda, Insecta, Hymenoptera, Formicidae. Gene Ontology annotation, biological process: endonucleolytic cleavage to generate mature 5'-end of SSU-rRNA from (SSU-rRNA, 5.8S rRNA, LSU-rRNA); endonucleolytic cleavage in ITS1 to separate SSU-rRNA from 5.8S rRNA and LSU-rRNA from tricistronic rRNA transcript (SSU-rRNA, 5.8S rRNA, LSU-rRNA); small-subunit processome assembly. The record is from RefSeq and is a predicted model, not a curated record. Gene Ontology annotation, molecular function: RNA binding. Gene Ontology annotation, cellular component: nucleolus. The coding region runs from base 176 to 871 and encodes 231 amino acids.